This is a messenger RNA of Colletotrichum lupini, 480 nucleotides long. RefSeq lists its product as uncharacterized. The transcript has 5 exons. NCBI's taxonomy places the organism in Eukaryota, Fungi, Ascomycota, Sordariomycetes, Glomerellales, Glomerellaceae. The record is from RefSeq and is a predicted model, not a curated record. Bases 1 to 480 code for a protein of 159 amino acids.
AUGAGCUUCACCAAGAUGCGUGUAAUCGAGCUUUCUCAGUUACUUCUCAAUGCAAGAGUGCUGAAUGAGUUGGAGUGCAAUGAGGGGGUUGCACCUCCGGCCAUGACACGAAUCCCUCUUUCUCUCCACCCCCCGUCCGUCUCGUCCGUCCCGUCCAAUAGCCCAGACCCGAGAUUCGCUCCCACCAUCUUCGUCUCUUUCAUGCUGGCCAAGCCCUUGCACUCCACGAUAAGCACAAUACCGCUGCACCUAACUGGUUCACAUACCCUUGAUCCUGCCCACAUCGUGUAUCACACCCUGAUGACCUUACAUGCAUUCCUUUCCUUUUUCGUGAGGUCAAACUUUUUAUCGGCGUCGUUGUUGUUGGAGAUGCCGAGUUUAGGUCCGCCCCACUUAUUGACCGAUUAUUGCCGGCGUGGCCGGAACCGUUCCGGCCUCUUGGCACACGGACCCGGACUCUUUUUUCCCCCCUUCGACUGA